ACAGGGGGGCAGGGCCGUCCUCCGCCUCCUCGCACGUUGCUCUGAGCCGACCGGAGCAGCCAUUCAUCCAGCGUUUGCUGAAGCUGCAGCAUUCCCUUCGUAGCCCCGGAGAGCAGCGAUGUUUUCCUGCAGAGCGGCCUGGCAAAGGUGUGGGCCUUUGGCACGGACAGCAGCCUAUAGGUUGCCCCGGGAUGUUGUGCAGCGGCGGCAGAUGUCAUCAGUCCCUGGUGGGUCUGGGGAGAACAUAGUCUACGCCUUGCUGUGUGGUGCGGCCUUUGCUGGUGGUAUCACAUAUGCGUACAGCACUGUGACCGGCGACAGUACCAGGUACAAUGAACGCGUGGCAGAAAUCCGGGCCAGACCCAAGACAGAGUGGACACCUAAACCAUGGCCACCCAAGAGCCAGGGCGAUGAAGAGGGUGGAGAGGAGGAGGAUGAGGCUGCGGCAGCUGAGGAGGACGGUGGAGAGGCCGAGGUUGCAGAAGAGGAUCCCGCUGCUGCUGCUGAUGGCGAGGCAGAGACUGUAGUGGAGGCAGUCGCCGAGGUGGUCGCAGAGGCCGCUGAGGUGGUUGCCGAGGCAGCGGAGGUGGUUGCCGAGGCUGCACAGGAAGUGGAGGCAGUCGCAGAAGAAGUGGCCCAAGUGGCUGAAGCUGUUGAGGAGGCUGCUGAGGCUGUCGCGGAACCAGCCGCUGUCGCUGCAGAGGAGCCUGAAAGCAACGUGCUGCUGGCAGCUGCCUCUACUCUAGAGGUACCGAAGAUAGCUGACGUAAAGGAAGAGUUGGCACCCACUGUUGAAGAGUCCCUGGUACCAGUACAGACAAAGCCCGUUGAAGAAAUUGAACCAGUUGAGGUUGCACCAGUAGAAGAGACCCCCGCACCGGUUGCCGAGGAAGCCCCCGCACCAGUAGAGGCUGCACCGGUUGCCGAGGAAGCCCCGGCACCAGUAGAGGCAGCACCGGUUGCCGAGGAAGCCGCCGCACCGGUUGCCGAGGAAGCCCCGGCACCAGAAGCGGCAGCACCGGUUGCCGAGGAAGCCGCCGCACCGGUUGCCGAGGAAGCCGCCGCACCGGUUGCCGAGGAAGCCGCCGCACCGGUUGCCGAGGAAGCCGCCGCACCGGUUGCCGAGGAAGCCCCCGCACCGGUUGCCGAGGAAGCCCCCGCACCGGUUGCCGAGGAAGCCCCCGCACCGGUUGCCGAGGAAGCCCCCGCACCAGUAGAGGCUGCACCGGUUGCCGAGGAAGCCCCCGCACCAGUAGAGGCUGCACCGGUUGCCGAGGAGGCUGCACCGGUUGCUGAGGAAGCCCCCGCACCUGUAGAGGCUGAACCGGUUGCCGAGGCUGAACCGGUUGCCGAGGAAGCCCCCGCAUCGGUUGCCGAGGAAGCCCUGGCAUCAGUAGAGGCUGCACCUGUUGCUGAAGAAGUCCCUGCAUUAAUAGAACCUGAUGUUUCCACAGCUCUAGUUGAAGAACCAGUCACUACCAUAGUUGUGGAAGAAAUUGCAGCAGCCCCCGCUGCAGGAAUAGCCAUCCCUGUAGUGGAAGAAUUGGUUGUAGCCCCUCCAGAGACCCCAGCAGAAGCUCCCAAAAGAGAGUACAUUGUUGUGGUUCUGGAAGGAACACCUAAAGCGGAAAAACGGCCCAUGGUGCUGGGAGUGGGGCCCAUGGCUGGUAGGAUCAUCGCAGCUCCAGACGAUGGCGAUGCCACUGCUUCUGAGGGUAAACGGCGUCUUCUUAGGAUGCAAAUGCAGUAAUUCCAGCUAAGUAAACUACUCCCGAAUGAUGACUUUCUGUCCUGCAGAUGAAGAGGAUGUGCCUUUUUCCUACACUUUCCCUUCCUCCUUUUACCCCUCAAAACACAAGGGACUAGUAUGUAGUUCCAAUGUAAAGAUAAACAUGAUAUACAGUGUUCAGAUCAACACCUGCUUUAUGGAACCAUCUUGUCAACAAAGUGACACUCCAUUCUGACUUGCAUGUCCCCAAUGAGCCCGGUCAGUAGAACAGAACUCUGGUUUAUCUUCAAUAACUGUUCUUGUAACUUCUGUGAAACGCAACCUGUUUACUGCUGUGUGGACAAAACUGAGCCAUUCAGUCCACUUUUUUUCCUUAUAGUGUUUACUGCUUCAAAAAUCACUCCAGUGGAAUACCUCAGUACCACAUCCUGUUAACCCAAUCACUGCCCAGCCACUUGUGAUGUGAACCUACAGUGUUAUCUCUUAGUCACCAGCAUUCUUUACAGUGCCCAGCCUCGGUGUGAAAAUGGAACAUCUGGAAAGCACUUGCUGUGUCUUUUUUUUUAUGAAGAAACACUCUUUACUCAUGUGCUCAUGUACAGUAGCUAUUUUGCUACCUCAGUUUUCCUUGUGUUUUCAGUCUUUAAAAUUACACUACAGACCUCUUCUUGAUACUAUCAGUGUUACACUUCCUAAGCCAACAGCUAAGCCACUAACUUCAAUAACCAACUUAUCCUGUAAAACUGAAGGCAUUUAUUAAUUUCCCUUUAUAUUUUUUAUUCCUUAAAGGGUCAUUUAAUAGUGAAAUAACUGCUGCUGCACUGCUCUCAUGGGGUCAAAACUGUAAAGCAUGUUUCACUUCUGGCCACACCCCUCUAUAUUAAGAAUUGAAACAUAUUCCUCCUUAUAUUUUGCAGGCGAUCUAAUGAAUAUAAAGUGAAUGUACAAAAAACUAGGGACAUCUUGAUAUUAAGUUGGAACCUCCAGUGCACAGUUCUUCUUGCAUCCUUUAUCGCCAUCUGAUUAGUCAUAGGUACAGAAGGAAACUUGGUAAGGGAUACUAACCUGAUGGCGAGUGUACUUUAUAUUUAAAAAAUGUACAUUUAAGUGUAGCUCAGUGCCAUGGUUCUGUGAGGAGAAGUUGUAAGUGAGUUAGGGGGAAUACAUAAGCAGCAUCAUGUUCUUUCACUCUUUCUUUCUUUCUGUCCUUUUUUCAAAGAGCUGUCCUUAUUUUGUUCUAGCAGUCAGUCCUGCAGUGUGGAUGUGUAAUUUAAAGGCUUGCAGCAAGUACGAAUGGUCCUGAUACGGAUGUGAUGGUGUGACAUGAAGUACGUGUGUUUGGGAAGCGUUGCAGUAUGUCUGAAGAAAAGUCUUUGGUGUGAAAUGCUUCGACUGCUCUGUUAUAGUUCUGUCUUCCUCGAUUCCCUCUUUACUUCUACUGCUGAAUUAGUUAGCUUGGCAUAAUACGGUAUUUUGAAAUAGAGGGAAGAAUUGGACUUAGUGUUUAGUUUGUAUUUUAAAAAUGGAAAUUACUUUCAGUGUCUGUCCGUGGUUUCUGUAAUAGGAUGUAAGUGAAUGCCUUUGACCUGGCAGAGGGCAGAAACUGGCUGUCACUCAUUACUGUUUUUCAUGUUUCAUGAAAAAUAAAGAGGGAUCAAAAAUCA
Dicentrarchus labrax (European seabass) is the source of this 3393-nucleotide messenger RNA. It is a transcript of the gene mgarpa, whose product is annotated as mitochondria localized glutamic acid rich protein a. Gene Ontology annotation, biological process: anterograde axonal transport. The record is from RefSeq and is a predicted model, not a curated record. Gene Ontology annotation, cellular component: mitochondrion. The transcript has 13 exons. Lineage: Eukaryota; Metazoa; Chordata; Actinopteri; Moronidae. The coding region runs from base 119 to 1750 and encodes 543 amino acids.